This is a messenger RNA of Purpureocillium lilacinum, 1488 nucleotides long. RefSeq lists its product as uncharacterized. The record is from RefSeq and is a predicted model, not a curated record. NCBI's taxonomy places the organism in Eukaryota, Fungi, Ascomycota, Sordariomycetes, Hypocreales, Ophiocordycipitaceae.
AUGUCCGACAGAUUGGAUCUGGCGCCGAAUCCUCGCUGCAGAGUCUGCAGAGCCAUCGUGCGCAUGAUCAAGACGCCACUUCGACGUCAGUUCAGUCAGAGCAUAUCAUUUACCGAAGACGAGGAUCCCGUGUCGUGGAACUGUGCGUUCCACGAGCCGCUCCUCCACCUUUCUAACCCCCAUGACAAUGGCAUCAUCUCGCGCGGCAAUUUGAGCCUCUCGAAGUGGAAGGGUCAGCCUGUGUUCAGAGUAAAAAAUACAGUGUUGCAUCUUGCGCGUCGAGACAACGUGCCGUGCCAUUGGGGCAUGGGCAGGAUCCUUGGACAUGAAUGGAUCGACCUGGAUGUCAUCAAGGGCUUUAUCGACAACUGCGCGCAGAACCACGGGGCCAUCUGUGCAAAGUUCCCGUUUGGUGACGCGCCGAAUGCCAUCGACGCCCCUCGGCCCGCGUUCCUAAUCGAUGUCGAUGCAUCGUGCGUGGUUGACGCAUAUGAUGCGGCAACCGGCGAACCGUUCACCAUGCUCAGUUAUGUGCGAGGCGACCAAGGAGAUCACAUCAGUCUGACCACACGCAACCUCAAGGAGCUGCAGCAACCCGGCGGAUUGAAAGCGCUCGGAACGUUGGAGUUGAUUCCACGCACGUUUCGUGAUGCGAUGAGUCUCGCCGCGCUCCUCGGGAUCCGAUACAUCUGGAUCGACCGGCUCUGCGUACUGCAAGACGACGACGCGCACCGCCGGUCCGAGAUGACCAAGGUAACCCUCUUGUCGGUCUGCGCGGUAUUUGUCAUUGCCGAGUGCGACGGCACGAAUGCCUCGCACGGCAUAAGGGGCAUUCGCGAGAUUCCCGACGCGCAGCCACGCUCCUUUGCACAGAAGUGGGCCGCGUUUGGAGAUGGCGAGGCGUUUGUGCGCUCUGCCGCUGUCCGGCGAGGCCAUCAGGUUGAGGCGGGCCGCGCGUGGCGCGAUGGCGUCACAUACACGUGUCAGGGCGACACCUUUGCCGAGACGGUCCUGGCCCGCCGCGUGCUGCGGUUCGAAAUGGGCACGGUCCAGUGGCGAUGCCGGUCAUGGCCGACGUAUUGCGGCGACGAGGAGCAGGAUGACCAUAUGUGGGAGGACUGCGCCCAUCGCUGCGACCGAGCGAGAUGGCAUUGCCAGAUGGACUGGCCAACGGUGAUCGAGAAGGAGGAGGAGUGGGACAGCGAAGAAUCCGACGAUGACGGGCUAUCGGACGGUGGACCACCGCACUGGACGACGGCACUGGCUAAGCCAUGGCCGGGGGUGAGAGAGUACUACUCCAUGCUCAUGGACCUGACCGCACAGAAGAGUGUCAAGCCCAGCGACAUGCCCACCGUCCUCGGCGGACUGGCGGUUACCUUUGCGAGGUGCUUUGGGGGUCGUAUAUUUUGCGGCCUGCCCGAGACAUUCUUUGACGCCGCCCUGCUUUGGAGAAUCCCAGCGCGAUCAGUACCGUCGGGACACGGCUAG